AACGAAACGAAUUCCACGUCUUGCUGCACAGUGGAAUUCGGCACAAAGAUCUUUGCUUAUUUCAACUUGGCCCUCGUAAUUGUCUCAACUCUAAUAUCUUUAAUCGCGUUUCUGUACCUGUCGAUAUACCUGAGAAUAAUCCUGCCCAUGGCGGAUGAGGAGCAAACGGAUCCACUGCUGUCGGUUCAAAUGGCCAUUGCCAUCAUCUCGUUGUUUUUCUUUGCAACGGGUCUUGUCUUUGCUGUACUUCUCUUCUGUGGUGUACGCAAGCAAAAGCCGGAAUACAUUAAAGCGUACUUCGUGUACGGAGUAGUUGUGGUGAUGCUAUCCCAGUUGUCUGCAAACGUCUUUGGGGGUGCUAUGUCGGUAAUUGGACUCAUCAUUAGUGUUUCGGCCUUCGUUGUUUGCGUACUCUACUCUUUGAUCCUAUUGAUGAUCAGGAAGACAUACCGGAAAUAUGAAACGCUGCACAGCCAGUUGGAGCACAAGGAUCUCGAAGAAAAGGCUUAAGAAAUAUCUGGUUUUAACCAAAGAAAUAAUCGUCGAUGUGAUGAAUUUUGAUCUUAAAAUAAUUGUAUUUGCUUGCUUUGUUUCCGACUAAAAAUCUGGGCUUGGUAUUGUUUACUAUUGCAGGUUCGAUAUUGUAAAAAAAUUUGCAAGCAGGUAUUAAGUAAUCGCGUUUGAACGAAUUUUAGAAUUAGUGAUAUUGUCCGAUUCUAGUAGAUACCUACGUCGAAGAGUCAAUAAUUCAAUAGUUGAAAUAAAAGUAUAGAUAAUUUGUGUUUAGUAUACAUUGACUUACAAAUAAAUGGACGACGGGUCUAAUACAAAAACCACGAAAAAAAUGUCCCAAG
Messenger RNA from Hyposmocoma kahamanoa, 854 nucleotides. RefSeq lists its product as uncharacterized. The record is from RefSeq and is a predicted model, not a curated record. NCBI's taxonomy places the organism in Eukaryota, Metazoa, Arthropoda, Insecta, Lepidoptera, Cosmopterigidae. The transcript is spliced from 4 exons. The coding region runs from base 148 to 510 and encodes 120 amino acids.